AUGCCUGGAGGAGGACAAAUGCCCAAGAGCCAACAAGAACCUAAGGAAAAGGUCUGCCUUAUCUGUAUCGAUGGUUGGGGCGUUUCCCCUGUUGAGGAUCCUAAGGGUGACGCGAUCCGUAACGCUGAGACACCUGUCAUGGACAAGUUCAAGAAGGAUUAUCCUUAUGCUGAUAUUGCUGCACAUGGUCUUUCGGUUGGUCUCCCUGAUGGUUUGAUGGGUAACUCUGAAGUUGGUCACUUGAACAUUGGUGCUGGUCGUGUUGUGUACCAGGACAUUGUUCGUAUCGAUCUUGCUAUGAAGGAGAAGCGUUUUGGUGAAAUUGAAAACAUCAAGGGUGCCUUUGAACGUGCAAAGGCUGGCAACGGUCGUCUUCAUUUGCUCGGUCUUGUCUCUGAUGGUGGUGUUCAUUCUCAUAUUGAGCAUUUGCUCUCGCUUGUGGAAGCUGCCAAGGCUGCUGGUGUGCCUGAAGUUUACAUUCACUUUUUCGGUGAUGGUCGUGACACUGCUCCAAAGUCGGCUACCAAGUAUCUUAAGCAACUUGAAGAAAGACUUGCUUAUGGUACCCUUGCCACCAUUGUGGGUCGUUACUAUGCCAUGGAUCGUGACAAGCGUUGGGAACGUGUCAAGGUUGCGUUUGAUGCAUUGACCAAGGGUGAGGGUGAAAAGGCUACCGAUGCUAUUAAGACUGUGGAGGCUCGUUACGAAGCGGGUGAAACCGAUGAGUUCCUUAAGCCAAUCAUCUUGUCGGACGCUGGCCGUGUUCAAGACAAUGACACGCUAUUUUUCUUCAACUUCCGUUCCGAUCGUAUGCGUGAAAUCAACCAAGCCUUUGGUAUUGCUCCAUGCCCCUUCGAUAGCAAGGUGCCUGAAAACCUUGGCCAAUACACCAUGACUCAAUACAAGGGCGACUUCCCCUUCAAGGUUGCCUUCCCUGCUCAAACCAUGGACAAUGUCCUUGCCGAAUGGUUGGCCAAGAAUGGUAUCCCUCAAAUGCACGUUGCCGAGACUGAAAAGUAUGCCCACGUUACUUUCUUCUUCAAUGGUGGUAGCGAGGCUCAAUUUGAUAAGGAAGAGCGUGGUUUGAUUGCUUCUCCCAAGGUGGCCACUUAUGAUUUGAAGCCUGAGAUGAGUGCUCAAGAGGUGGGUGAUCGUGUUGCUGAGGAGGUUGCUAGCGGCAAGUAUCCCUUUGUCAUGUGCAACUUUGCUCCUCCUGAUAUGGUGGGUCACACUGGCAAGUAUGAAGCUGCCAUCAAGGGUGUCGAAGCAACCGAUAAGGCCAUUGGCACGAUUUAUGAAGCAUGCAAGAAGCACGGCUACAUUUUGUUUGUCACUGCUGAUCACGGUAACGCCGAAAAGAUGUUGUCGGAUGAUUACUCAAGCCCCCACACUGCCCACACCUGUGCACCCGUUCCAUUCGUCAUGACCUCUGAAAAGUACAAGUUCAAGAAGGAUGCCGAAGGUGCCCUUGCUGAUGUUGCCCCUACUAUUCUCAACGUCAUGGGUUUGGAUAUCCCUCAAGAAAUGACUGGUCACAGCAUGUUGGAGAACUAG
Lichtheimia ornata is the source of this 1554-nucleotide messenger RNA. RefSeq names its product 2,3-bisphosphoglycerate-independent phosphoglycerate mutase. Bases 1 to 1554 code for a protein of 517 amino acids. Gene Ontology annotation, biological process: glucose catabolic process. NCBI's taxonomy places the organism in Eukaryota, Fungi, Mucoromycota, Mucoromycetes, Mucorales, Lichtheimiaceae. The record is from RefSeq and is a predicted model, not a curated record. Gene Ontology annotation, cellular component: cytoplasm. The transcript has 2 exons. Gene Ontology annotation, molecular function: manganese ion binding.